Messenger RNA from Mus pahari (shrew mouse), 5810 nucleotides. It is a transcript of the gene Lifr, whose product is annotated as LIF receptor subunit alpha. Bases 1031 to 4306 code for a protein of 1091 amino acids. Gene Ontology annotation, cellular component: signaling receptor complex; membrane; external side of plasma membrane. The transcript has 20 exons. Gene Ontology annotation, molecular function: oncostatin-M receptor activity; ciliary neurotrophic factor receptor binding; leukemia inhibitory factor receptor activity. The record is from RefSeq and is a predicted model, not a curated record. Lineage: Eukaryota; Metazoa; Chordata; Mammalia; Rodentia; Muridae. Gene Ontology annotation, biological process: positive regulation of cell population proliferation; cytokine-mediated signaling pathway.
ACUAUUGGGACUAAAGGCAUGUGCCACCAUGCCUGGUACUGACUGAGCAGAUAGUGAGUGCUCAGUAAAUGAUCAGAUUGGUCUGUCAUUGUCACCGCCACCACCAUCACCACCACCACCACCAUCUCCAUCAUCACCACAACCAUCAUCAUCACCACCAUCCUCAUCAAGUAAAAUGACAUCAUAACAUGACUCAGACCUUGGAGUCACAGUCAGAAACCUGGGUCCCAUUUCUGGCUUUGUCCUUUAUAGGUCACGAGGCUCUGGGAAAGUCACUUAACCCCUUUGUUUCCUCAUUGAGUGCUGCGUCAAAGACACCAGCCUUCACCUUUCCCCCAUGCACUGUGAUGGUGCCAGAGACAGUCAUUCAGUCGCUCAGUGGUUCUUUCUCACGAACCUUGUCUCAACCAUCGUGGGACGGCAUCUCGCACCACACUCGCUGCUCACUGUCCAUCGAAGUCUCUGCGUUUGAAUCUGUGUGUCUUGACUGCUGUUGAAGGUAGCCAUCUUGCUUUAGUAUCUUUGUAAAUUUUUGUGCCCACUUCCGUGUUUUUAUAUACAAGGGCUGCCAUAUUUGUUGCAUGACAUUUUCCUUAAGGGGAAAGUCAUUGUAUCCCGCUUGCUGAGCAAGAUAGUUUCAUGAGCUGUUUCUGUCUCCCGUAAGAAGUGCAUGCAUUCAAGGGACAGGCACACGAGAGGGUUGGAUUUAGAGGGUAUGAACUGGGAUCUGAUGGACAAAUCGACGUUUGUUAAAGAUUUGGGAAGGGUAUCUUGGGUGGAGCAAUGGCAGAGAAAGGUGUAGCCUGCACAUUUGCUGGACUUGAGCCACAGGCUGUGGAAGAAGGGGUGGAACCAACUUGGGGUUCAGGGGUUCAGCUGGCAGGAAAUGGCAGAGAACUUGUGCCGUGUGCAGAUUGGGACUUCCUCAAGGCCAGGGAGGGCCGUGGAUGAUUUCAGCAUAAUAUGACUGGCUUCCUGCACUUGGGGACACUGACUGGGAUCACUGGAGGCUGACUGGAUAGCAAGGACAAUGGCAGCUUACUCACAGAGGAGACAGCCAUCUUGGGUGGUAGACAAUAAAAGAUCGAGGAUGACUCCAAACCUGCCACAGCUCCUGUCAGCUCUGACCCUUCUGCAUCUGACAAUGUAUGCAAACGGUCUGAAGAAAGGGGUACAAGAUUUGAAAUGCACAACCAACAACAUGCGAGUGUGGGACUGCACGUGGCCAGCUCCCCUCGGUGUCAGCCCAGGAACUGUUAAAGACAUUUGCAUUAAAGACAGGUUCCAUUCUUGUCACCGAUUAGAGACAACAAAUGUUCAAAUUCCAGCUCUUUCACCUGGUGAUCACGAAGUCACAAUAAAUUAUCUAAAUGGCUUUCAGAGUAAAUUCAUAUUGAAUGAAAAAGAUGUCUCUUUAAUUCCAGAGACUCCCGAGAUCUUGGAUCUGUCUGCUGACUUCUUUACCUCCUCGUUACUAUUGAAGUGGAACGACAGAGGGUCUGCUCUGCCUUACCCCUCCAAUGCCACCUGGGAGAUUAAGGUCCGACAGAACCCGAGGACGGAACCGGUAGCGCUCGUGUCACUCAAUGCAAUGUUGAGUGGUAAAGACACAGUUCACCACUGGAACUGGACCUCAGACCUGCCCUUGCAGUGUGCCACUCACUCGGUGAGCAUCAGAUGGCACGUUGACUACCCUCACUUCUCCGGUUAUAAAGAGUGGAGUGACUGGAGCCCACUGAAGAACAUCUCCUGGAUUCGUAAUACGGAGACUAAUGUUUUCCCUCAAGACAAAGUGGUGCUCGCAGGCUCAAACAUGACCAUUUGUUGUAUGAGUCCCACGAAAGUGCUUUCAGGGCAGAUUGGCAAUACGUUUCGUCCUCUCAUCCAUCUGUACGGGGAAACUGUGGCGAUCCAUAUCCUGAACAUACCCGUUUCGGAAAACAGUGGCACAAACAUCAUUUUCAUCACAGAUGACGAUGUGUACGGAACGGUGGUCUUUGCAGGCUAUCCUCCCGAUGUCCCUCAGAAGCUGAGCUGUGAGACACACGACUUAAAAGAGAUUAUAUGUAGCUGGAAUCCAGGAAGGAUAACAGGACUGGUGGGCCCACGAAAUACAGAGUACACCCUGUUUGAAAGCAUUUCGGGAAAAUCGGCAGUAUUUCACAGGAUUGAAGGACUUACAGAUGAGACCUACUGGUUAAGCUUGCAAAUGCAUCCCGACCAAGAAAUCCAUAACUUCACCCUGACUGGUCGCAAUCCACUGGGACAGGCACAGUCAGCAGUGGUCAUCAAUGUGACUGAGAGAGUUGCCCCUCAUGUUCCAAUUUCGUUGAAAGUGAAGAACAUCAAUUCAACCGUUGUUACAUUUUCUUGGCAUUUACCAGGAAAUUUUACAAAGAUUAAUCUUUUAUGUCAAAUUGAAAUUUGUAAAGCUAAUUCCAAGAAAGAAGUGCGGAAUGCCACAAUCAGAGGCGCCGAGGAUUCAACUUACCAUGUCGCUGUGGACAAAUUAAACCCAUACACUACAUAUACUUUCCGGGUUCGUUGUUCUUCCAAGACUUUCUGGAAGUGGAGCAGGUGGAGUAAUGAGAAGCGACAUCUCACCACAGAAGCCACUCCUUCAAAGGGACCAGAUACUUGGAGAGAGUGGAGUUCUGAUGAAAAAACCCUAAUCAUCUACUGGAAGCCUUUACCCAUUAAUGAAGCUAAUGGAAAAAUACUUUCCUACAAUGUAUCGUGUUCACUGAAUGAGGAGACACAGUUUUCGGAGAUCUUUGAUCAUCAACACAGAGCAGAGAUACAGCUUAGUAAAAAUGACUACAUCAUCAGUGUGGUAGCAAGAAAUUCUGCUGGCUCAUCACCACCUUCGAAAAUAGCUAGUAUGGAAAUCCCAAAUGAUGACAUCAUAGUAGAGCAAGCAGUGGGGAUAGGAAACAGGAUCUUCCUCACCUGGCAUCACGACCCCAACAUGACUUGUGACUACGUAAUUAAAUGGUGCAACUCGUCUCGGUCUGAGCCCUGCCUCCUGGACUGGAUAAAGGUUCCUUCAAACAGCACUGAGACUGUCAUAGAGUCUGAUCAAUUUCAGCCAGGAGUAAGAUACAACUUUUACCUCUAUGGGUGCACAAACCAGGGAUACCAACUGUUGCGUUCUAUAAUUGGAUACGUAGAAGAAUUGGCUCCGAUUGUCGCGCCAAAUUUCACCGUGGAAGAUACGUCUGCAGACUCGAUAUUAGUGAAAUGGGACGACAUCCCCGUGGAAGAGCUCCGAGGCUUCCUAAGGGGGUAUUUAUUUUACUUUCAGAAAGGAGAGAGAGAUACGCCUAAGACGAGGAGCUUGGAGCCACAUCAUUCUGACAUCAAGCUAAAGAACAUCACUGACAUCUCCCAGAAGACGCUGAGGAUCGCUGAUCUUCAGGGGAAGACCAGUUACCAUCUGGUCCUGCGAGCCUAUACGCACGGUGGUCUAGGCCCAGAGAAGAGCAUGUUUGUGGUGACCAAGGAAAACUCUGUGGGAUUGAUUAUUGCCAUCCUCAUCCCAGUGGCCGUGGCUGUCAUUGUAGGCGUGGUAACGAGCAUCCUUUGCUAUCGGAAGCGAGAAUGGAUUAAGGAAACAUUCUACCCAGAUAUUCCCAAUCCAGAAAACUGUAAGGCGUUACAGUUUCAGAAGAGCGUCUGCGAGGGAAGCAGUGCUCUUAAGACAUUGGAAAUGAACCCCUGUACCCCGAACAACGUCGAAGUCCUGGAAUCUCGGUCAAUAGUCCCCAAAAUAGAAGAUACAGAAAUCAUUUCCCCAGUUGCUGAGCGUCCUGGGGAGAGAUCUGAGGCGGACCCCGAGAACCACGUGGUCGUGUCUUACUGCCCACCCGUCAUUGAGGAGGAAAUAACGAACCCUGUAGCCGAGGAAGUGGGAGGGGCUUCCCAGGUCGUGUACAUCGAUGUGCAGUCCAUGUAUCAGCCGCAAGCCAAAGCAGAGGAAGAGCAGGACACGGAUCCUGUGGUGGUGGCAGGCUAUAAGCCACAGAUGCGCCUUCCCAUUAACCCCGCCGUGGGAGACACGGCAGCAGAAGCUGAAGCGGACAAGACCGCUGGUUACAGACCUCAGGCCAAUGUAAACACUUGGAAUUUGGUCUCUCCAGAUUCCCCGAGGUCCACAGACAGCAACAAUGAAGUUGUCUCUUUUGGAAGUCCGUGCUCCAUCAAUUCCAGGCAAUUCUUGAUUCCUCCUAAAGAUGAAGACUCUCCUAAAUCCAAUGGAGGAGGGUGGUCCUUUACAAACUUCUUCCAGAACAAACCAAACGACUAACCAGGUCACCCUUUGUCACUUCAGUCUGCCAUCUCAGUAAGUCCCCCCUGCCGCUGUCCUGGCAGCAGCUGGGGCAUUUCUGGAGGGACCCUGCAAAUGCUGAUAGCCAGGGACCUUCACUCUGGGCAAGUGACACUAGAAGUGUUAAUGUGCUUUUAAUGUAUCCUAAAAGCCAGAGUGCAGUGACUCAGCCCUCAGCCACGGGAACUCAAGAUUUGAAGCUGUAUUUGAUUGAGCCAAAGAGUCCUGCCGAAGGACCUGGAGACUAACUAACUCUGUCCAGUGCAUACAUGCUAAACAGAUCUCACAACCGUUUACUGUGGUUAAUGGUUUUCUCAUCUCUGUAUGGUAUGGGAUUUCGAGUGGAUUUACAGGCAAGGGAGAAAACCAUCCCGAGUCAAAACAACGUUAAUUUGCCUGACAUUUACUGCGGUCUAGAGGAGAACCAAGCACAGAUCUUAAAGCCGUGAUGAUGUCUCUGUCCUGACACCAUUCACAAAAGCAAAUCUAGUUUCUAAUGUAGCAGCAGCUAUCUGGUGUUCUGUUUGAGAAAGCGUGCUGAUUUCUGUGCCUACAGUAUAAUGGUUAUCAAACAGUUGUCUCAGGGGUACAAACUUGGAAAAAAAGCAAGUGCAGCGCUGACCAGUCCGAAUCAGCAUCACACCGUCCUGCUUCCUCGGGGUGUGAAAACCUUUCUCCUCUCUCGUUGCUUGCAUGACAGCUUCCCUUAGUACAAUUGACUGCCCUAAUGUUGGAAAUCUCUUGAACUAUGCCCAAAUUUUCUCUAUUUGCUUUGGGUCGUGUUAUAGGGUCUGCUUCGUAAGAGCGAAUGAAUUCAUCAUUAUUUACAGUUAGAUAAUUGUAAUGAGUUACUACGUAAGAUGACUACUAAGAAAUAGCCAGUGGUGUGUGCUGACUGCAUAGCUGUGACGAGGCUCAGUUCCCCCUGAGAGGAUAGGCCAUUAAGCCUAACCAACAGCUAGCUGGCUGAUGAUCUCUGAGGCUCCUCAGGAGCUUUCCCUGCUGCUCCUGAGCCUCGGCUCCUCCUCCCUCAGGCACUUGGGGGUCCAGAGUCUCAGACCCUGCCUUCAAAUCCGUAAACCUAAACAUAAAGGGAGAUAACUUCCCUUUGGAGCAGUUAGUGGUUAAACUGUAAUAGAGGUUAUAAAACUUACGGAAGUGGGAGGGCGUGGCACCUGGGAUUGUUCCAUCAGCAGUGAAGAGGCAGGUCCUGAGCACAGCACCUCAGUACACCCUGGUUUCUCAUCAGCAACGUGUUCGGGGAAUGUGAUUCUUAGAGAAGCAGUGAAAACCUGAGAUGUAUGUCAUGUGUUUGCUCUGCCUCUGGGCACAUGACAGUUGGAAACACCCCAGGAGUAGACGACCUUUAUUUGUGUCAUCUGAAGUCCCCCAAAUUUUACAGAUAAUGGAUUGUUCUUUUUAGUUCAGAUUUUAUCUUUUAUCUUUUUAUUUUAUUUUAUUUUAUUUUAUUUUAUUUUAUUUU